Molecule: messenger RNA, 399 nt
Organism: Funneliformis caledonium
Lineage: Eukaryota; Fungi; Glomeromycota; Glomeromycetes; Glomerales; Glomeraceae
Source: the annotation of a GenBank genome assembly
GAAGAUAAUGUCCCAAUACCUGAAAUUUCAGCCGGAGCCCUCUGUCAAAAUCAUGUGACCAAAAAUCCUGAGACUAACGAAAAAAUCUUGCCUAUACCUGAAGAAAAUUCAUCCUUAUCAGCCGAUUUGGGUGAUUAUAUAAAUAUGCUCACAGGAACUCUUGAUGAUGAGACUGCUAAUUGGGGCACACCAUAUGAGAACGAGGCUAGGGUAGAAAAAGUGGAGGUGAACGAAGUUAAAUCAGAUGAUGAGGUUACUCCAGGACCCAAAAAUGUUCCUAGUGGUUCUGAAGAGGAAGUCGAUCAUGAUUCCACACCCAAUCCAGUGGAAGAAACGAAUGAUGAUAAUGACUGGCCAGAGGCGCUAAAGCAUAGUCACAAUAACAAUAUUUGCUUAUAG